This is a messenger RNA of Pseudozyma flocculosa PF-1, 1710 nucleotides long. RefSeq lists its product as uncharacterized. Bases 1 to 1710 code for a protein of 569 amino acids. Lineage: Eukaryota; Fungi; Basidiomycota; Ustilaginomycetes; Ustilaginales; Ustilaginaceae. The record is from RefSeq and is a predicted model, not a curated record. The transcript is spliced from 2 exons.
AUGAUCGACCUUGGAUCGCCCGCAUCGGAAACGGCAAAGGACAUCGACGACGACAAGGCGCCGUCUCGUUUGCCCCGCGAACCGCACAACGAGACCGGAGCCCUACCUACCCUGGCCGACGCGUCCACGUCUGCCACCUAUGCUGCUGCGCUGCUGUCGACGGCCGAGGAUGCGACCGCCUUGGAAAGCAGAUGGACGACGGGCCGCUACGAGCUGUGGGCCUUCUACCUCUACUACGUCGGCAACUCGGGCCUCGGUCCGUUCAACUUUGCCCCGAGCCAGCUGCAGAACCUGCUGAGCCAGCAGAGCAUCGCUGCGGGCAAUGGCCUCUGCGGCGGCGAUGGUCAGCCAGAGUGCCGCCUGCGGUGGGCGGGCAAGGACCGCACCAUCGAGGGCAUCGUCCUGCUGUCCAACGGCAUCGCGUUCGCCAUCCAGGCGGUCCUAUUUCUCACCAUCGGCAGCUUCGCCGACUACGGGACGUUCCGGCCGUACAUCCUGAUGCUCAGCACCGUCGUCUGCGUCGGCAUCUCGUUUGGUUGGCUGGGCGUCACGGAUCCCUCGCAGUGGCAGAUCGCCAUCGCAUUCUACAUGGUCGGCAUCAUCACCUACCAGCUCUGCCUGAGCUACUGGACGGCCGCCUUUCCCGGUCUGGCCAGAAACCUGCCCGAGAUGCGCAAUGCGAGGGAAGGUUUGCAGGCAACGCCGCCGACCGUGACUGCCGACGAGUUUGCCAGCAUGGACAUGCUCUCGCGCAACCGCAUCUCCAACAUCGCCUUUGCCGUCUGUUCGGCCGGAGAACUCGUGGUGCUGGCUGUGAUCCAGGGGAUGCUCGAGGGGAUCCACGCCGAUCGCGACCAGGCGAGCAACACGUCUGCCCUCUCGGCCAUUGUCGCCUUCAGCGCCGGUGCCUGGACGCUGUGCGCGCUUCCCUGGUUUGUGCUCGAGAAGCGUCGACCAGGCCAGCCGCUACCCCAAGACACCAGCUACCUCGGCGCAGCGGCCCGGCAGGCGCUGCUCGCCGCCAGGUACCUGUGGCGGCUCAGGAUGACGCUGCUCUACCUGGGCUUCUUCUUCCUGUUUAGCGAUGCCCUCAACACUACGGUCACCGUGAUCGGCACCCUCCAGAAUCAGGUGGUGUCCUUCAGCAGCACCAAGCUCAACGAGCUGCUGAUUGUCGGCAUAGCAGCGCAGGGCAUCGGCAUCUACGCCUUCUGGCUGGUGCAGAAGCGCUGGAAGCUGUCGACGCUGUGCCUGUUGAGCUGGGUGGUGUUCUUCACCGUCGUGCUGCAGGUGUGGGGCUUUGUCGGCAUCUUUACGCAGCGUUUUGGCUUCCACCACGAGUACGAGUUCUGGCUGUACCAGGUCUUCUACGGCCUGGUCGUGUGCCCGUGGUACGCCGUGAGCCAGACGAUGAUCUCGGAGGUGACGCCAAAGGGCUACGAGUUUCUCUUCUUUUCCCUCUUCUCGCUGGCGGGCAAGACGUCGGCCUUUGUGGGGCCUUUCGUAUCGCAGGCCAUCGCCGACCGGACGGGCAACGCGUCGACGCCGUUCUACUUUCUGCUGGCGCUGACGCUGGUCAGCACGGCGCUGCUGGUGCCGCUCGACGUGCGCAAGAGCCGGGUGGAGCAGCUGGCCUUCCUCGAGACCGAGGCCAGGGACAAGAAGGUGGCCGCCGCUGCUGCCGUGGUCGCCGUCGAUGCGAGGGCUUGA